GAUACAACGCGCAUGCGCAGACGUGCUGUCACGACCCGCUAUCUUUCUGUCAGCGCAGAAGCUAGGCUAAGCUAAUAACGCUAAUCAUGAAGGCUCUUCGCGGAAUGGUGAGCGGAGCCGUAAACGAGAUUACCUCGGCUGUCAGCGGACACAAAACCGCCGCUACCCGGGAGCAUGUCCUCGCAGUCAGUCGCGACUACAUCUCUCAACCGAGACUGACGUAUAAAACUGUAUCAGGUGUCAAUGGCCCUCUGGUGAUCUUGGACCAAGUAAAGUUUCCCAGGUAUGCCGAGAUCGUCCACUUGACCCUCCCUGAUGGCACGAAGCGCAGCGGCCAGGUCCUGGAGGUCAGCGGCUCCAAAGCUGUCGUCCAGGUGUUCGAAGGAACGUCAGGCAUCGACGCCAAGAAGACAAGCUGUGAAUUUACAGGGGACAUUUUACGCACGCCCGUGUCCGAGGAUAUGCUGGGCCGUGUGUUUAACGGGUCGGGAAAGCCGAUCGACCGAGGUCCGGCCGUCUUGGCCGAGGAUUACUUGGACAUCAUGGGCCAGCCCAUCAACCCACAGUGCCGUAUCUACCCCGAGGAGAUGAUCCAGACCGGCAUCUCCGCCAUCGACGGCAUGAACAGCAUCGCCAGGGGGCAGAAAAUCCCCAUUUUCUCUGCAGCCGGUCUCCCACAUAACGAGAUCGCAGCACAGAUCUGUCGGCAGGCCGGCCUGGUCAAGAAGUCCAAAGACGUGAUGGACUACAGCGAGGAGAACUUUGCUAUUGUGUUUGCAGCCAUGGGGGUGAACAUGGAGACGGCAAGGUUUUUCAAGUCUGACUUCGAGGAGAACGGCUCCAUGGACAACGUGUGUCUGUUCCUGAAUCUGGCCAAUGAUCCGACGAUUGAACGCAUCAUCACUCCUCGCCUGGCGCUGACCUCCGCUGAGUUCCUGGCCUAUCAGUGUGAGAAGCACGUCCUGGUCAUCCUGACUGACAUGAGUUCCUACGCUGAAGCCCUGAGAGAGGUGUCUGCAGCGAGAGAGGAAGUACCCGGACGCCGUGGUUUCCCUGGUUACAUGUACACCGAUCUGGCGACAAUCUACGAGCGGGCGGGGCGAGUGGAGGGACGUAACGGCUCCAUCACUCAGAUCCCCAUCCUCACCAUGCCUAAUGACGACAUCACACAUCCUAUUCCUGAUUUGACCGGCUACAUCACGGAGGGUCAGAUCUACGUGGACCGACAGCUUCACAACAGACAGAUUUAUCCCCCGAUCAACGUGCUGCCGUCUCUGUCUCGACUCAUGAAGUCGGCCAUCGGAGAGGGAAUGACGCGCAAGGACCACUCGGACGUCUCCAACCAGCUGUACGCGUGUUACGCCAUCGGGAAAGACGUCCAAGCCAUGAAGGCCGUAGUGGGAGAAGAAGCUCUGACGGCUGACGAUCUGCUGUACCUGGAGUUUCUGCAGAAGUUUGAGAGGAAUUUCAUCGCUCAAGGCGCGUACGAGAACCGCACCAUCUACGAAACCCUGGACAUCGGCUGGCAGCUGAUGCGAAUUUUCCCCAAGGAGAUGCUCAAGAGGAUCCCGCAGAGCACGCUGGCUGAGUUUUACCCCCGAGAGUCCAAACACUGAGCCACUGAGCGUACCGUUCUGCCGUCUCUCUCUCUCUCUCUCUCCACCUGUGUAUCUCUGCCCCUUAAAUAUACCGCCCUGGAUAUGAUCAGCCCUCAGCUGCGUCCUUAUUAAACACUCCUCUCACUGUAGCCAUGUACUUUAGUCCUCUGCUUCUGCUCUCUGUACAUGAUGAAACUAAAUGUGGCCAAACCGUGAUGUGCGUGUGUGCGUGCGCGCGCGCGCGUGUGUGUAUAUAUGUUGUGAAUAUUGUCACAGUGAAGUGAGUGUGGAAAAAAUAACUAUAUUGUGAGUGUAUAAAUAGAUUAUUAGCCAAACGUUUAGUCCUGGUGCCACCACUAGAGUGCUGGAAUAAUUCUUUUUCUUCUUCUUAUUAUUAUUAUUAUUAUUAUUAUUACAAAAUGAAAAUAUAAAGCUGUGUGCGAGUGUAACGUGAUUCGAGUGUGGUCAAAAGGAAAGGGAAAUGAUUUCUGGAACAUGUAGGAAUAUUUAACGCUGAAUGUCGUUCUUCACGCCGGCUUCCACCUGUGAUUGGUCGCUACAGAUAAGGCGUGUCCAAACCGAUUUGUUCUAAGCAUCACGUAGGAAGCUAAACUUGUUAUCCUCAAGCACUGAUUUAUUUAGAAGCGGUUCUUCCUCUUCUUCAUGCGCUGUGUCGCCAUAGUAACAGCAGUUUUCUCCCUAUCCGUGGGAAACGCAGCGCCAUCUGCAGUGCCGGAGAACUCGCGCGCGACGACCGCUACGAAACCGUAACGAGUAUUAGAAUCUUAGAAUACUCUUAGAAUCUUAGAGUAUUAGAAUUGUAACACUUUAAACAAUCAAACAAACAAAAACAUUAAAGUUGCGGGGGAUGGUUUUUUUUUUUUGUACGACACAAUUUUUGAUCGGACAACAUGUGCUCGGUCUAAUCUACUUUUACGAAGCUCUGGCGCGUAACUGAAGAAACGAACGUAUUUCGGCUGAUCGAUUAUAUUUGUGAAAUUAAAAAAAUUGCCUACAAUUUUUUAUUUUUUUUUCCCUUUAAGCACUACUUCUUUAAUUAGCAUUAAAUCUUAACUUAAGCUAAUAUCUUGCUGCUCCUAUAUAUAUAUAUAUAUAUAUAUAUAUAUAUAUAUAAUAUUUUUAUUCCAUUUACAAAGCUAAACCGUUAUCUCUGGUCUUUAAAAAUAAUGUUUAUUUUUCUGCCCUCUGUAUUUGAUUAGUUGGAUGUUGUAUGCUAUUUUGUAUUUUAUUUAUUAUGUUUACGUUUUGUUUAUUUUUUUUAUCACAAUGAUUGUUUAUUCAUGUCACAGAGGCCGUGUGUCGUUCCUCUUUCGAUCGAAUGCCGCAGUAAAGUGUGCGUCACCUCACGUGAGUUUCACACGGAAGGGUGUUUUGUCUGAAUGCAUGGAAAUGAUGUGAUUGUGAAACGUCUGUAUCUCAUUCAGUCUGUGGAAUAAAACCCGGUCACCUGCCA
Ictalurus punctatus (channel catfish) is the source of this 3072-nucleotide messenger RNA. It is a transcript of the gene atp6v1b2b, whose product is annotated as ATPase H+ transporting V1 subunit B2. Gene Ontology annotation, biological process: proton transmembrane transport; ATP metabolic process. Gene Ontology annotation, molecular function: proton-transporting ATPase activity, rotational mechanism; ATP binding. Bases 87 to 1616 code for a protein of 509 amino acids. The transcript has 14 exons. The record is from RefSeq and is a predicted model, not a curated record. NCBI's taxonomy places the organism in Eukaryota, Metazoa, Chordata, Actinopteri, Siluriformes, Ictaluridae. Gene Ontology annotation, cellular component: proton-transporting V-type ATPase, V1 domain.